Diaporthe citri is the source of this 2586-nucleotide messenger RNA. RefSeq lists its product as uncharacterized. The record is from RefSeq and is a predicted model, not a curated record. Gene Ontology annotation, molecular function: DNA binding. Lineage: Eukaryota; Fungi; Ascomycota; Sordariomycetes; Diaporthales; Diaporthaceae. The coding region runs from base 1 to 2586 and encodes 861 amino acids. The transcript is spliced from 2 exons.
AUGCCGACUAGGAGGGUCAUCAAUGACUCUGAGGAUGAGGAUGCCGGCUUCAGCCCGAUUAACAGUCCGGUCAAAGGUCGUGUUGAUACGACGGUUGGCGCGAUCGCGCUGGAAGGCGAUGCAGGAGUCGAGCUGCCGCUAGCAGAUUCGACCAUCGACCAGCGGUCGACUGAUCCAGAAUUCUUCCACAAGAUAUACGAGGAGCAGCAGCAUGUUCCAGAGGCCGCACGGAAUAACAGGGUUGAGGGCAUCUCCUCAGACAAGCAGAAGAGCUCAGACCCGAAUGCUAAGAACUCGUCUUCCAUCACUGACCCGACCCGGAAGGAUUCAAGGAAGAAGCCAAAGACGGCCGUGGAUGCAAGGGACUUUGCCAGCCUUACCCAGGUCACGACUCCAAGGAAGGAUGGAUCAAGUGGCUCGCGUAUGGACGAAUUCCCCAGUAGUGAUGGAGAAGGCGGCGGCGGCGCGAGGCCAAACACAAAGUCGAGAACUACGAAGACCUACGGCAAGCGGAAGAGGGGACAGACUGCGAUACCGGGAGCAGCCAUCCCCAGCUCCAGCCCGGCACACCCCUCGGCAAGCAAUCAAGGCCUGUCGUUGACGCACACGCAGGGCGACGAGGAAGCACUGCCGAAGCCUGCGCGGAAGAAGAGGGGAAGUGGCACCCAGAAAGUCUUGGACGGUCUCGUCGAAGACGUCGACUUGCUCGUUGUUCCUAGGACCGCAGAGACCAACCAGUCUCCCGCACAACCGCAGGGCAGUAAUGAAGGCCAGGAUGUUGUGGUUCCUGACAGUCUCAAUCAGCCACAAGACACCGCGAACCAGGCGCCUGCAUCAUUCUUCAUUGCACCACCAAACCACCUCACUGUCAGCCAGAAGCAGGAAUACUUACCCAUGAGUGGGUCUUCAGAGCAUGAUGACCACGCAAGCCGCGAGAAUGCCUCGCCCUUGCCCCACCCCGAGACGCAAGCGCAGAGGCUCCGCAGCAGUGAGGCGACCAUCGCUUACACAACACCGAGCCGAUAUUGUUCAUCUGCUCCAGGGUUUCCAGAGCUUCCAGAGGACGAUGGUCGCAAUUCCUCAGUACUGACGACUUCAAUCAGUAGAAAGGCUCAGAAAAGCACCGUUCAUUACACUGCGCCCCAUUCAUCGCCGGAUGAGCUUAAUUCGCAUUCGUUGGAUAAUCUGGGACCCCAGGAGAAGCGGAACAAGAACUCGAGUGAAGUCGAUGAGUUGGCACAAGAUGACUCUUGGGAUUCCGAUAAGAUCGGGUACGCCCGAGAGCAGUAUAAACCAAGACCAAGUAGAAGAAGAUCGGGAAUCGACCAGGAUGAACAGCCCUCGCAAGCUGACACGAGUAUUGGCAAUGCGAAGAGGAAACGGCAGAAAACAGAUCAGCACCACGAUGUGGUCCAGGAGGACGGCUGGGAUUCCGAUAAGGUAGGAGCCCACCGGGAGAGCUACAAGCCCAGGCCUAGCCGUCGGAGGUCGAGGGCAGACGAGGACUUGGCGGCACCGGAACGGUCCAUGCCGGAUACCUGCCCGCCCGGCCCGGGAAGCCCGGAAGGGACGGAGAAUGCAGAGCCGAUUCUGAUCUCAUCAGGACAGCAGGCGCCACCAGAGCAAAGCGACGACAUUGAAGGGAUUGGUCCUAGUUAUCUCGCUGCGCUGCCGGAAGACCUUCGCCAAGAGGUGGUUGCUGAUCAGCUGGCCCGCAACUCGCAGGCAUCGCGGACUAGAGGUCGUGGUCGCCCGAGUCAGGGUGGCGAUACACCACAACCUAAGAAGAGAGGAAGAAAGAAGAAGGAGACAGUCAACGAGGAUGCAUCAGCCUUAGCAGAGGAAGCCGACCCGCAAGGUACUGCUGCACCAACUCCUGCAGCGGGCAAGAAGAAAAGGGGCAGACCAAAGAAGACAGAUAUCCCCAAACUACCACCGGCCCCAGCAGCUGAUGAUGACAUCUCGCUCGCAUAUGGGGUAGAAGGUGUGUCGGAUGCGGCGGAUGCAGCAGAAGUGAUACCCCCUCAGGACUUGGGAGUCGCACCUGCACCGUCAAAGGGGCCGUCGAAGAGAGGCCGCAAGAAGAAGGUCGUAGAAGAGACGCCUGCAGCCCCCGAGGAAGAGACCAUCUUUCGUGGUGGAGAAGAAGCCGUCGACGGCGACGAUCAAGAGGUCACGAAAGAAGCCAGGGCUCCUGCGGGGAGAGGGCGGAAGAGAAAGGUGGUGGAAGAACCGCCUUCAGCUGACGAGUCGGAUGAUCAUGUCGAUGGCUCUCAACGGAAGCUGGAAGUCGCCAGCGAUGUGGAGGAUUAUCCCAAAGCCGGCACAGGAGUAAAGCGCAAGGCUCUCACAGAUAUCAGCAACACUGCGUCCUCUCAGGGACCUGCACAUGAGACCGAUGGAAAGGAGAGGGCGACUCCGGAGACUGUUGUUGACAUGCAAAGAGAGGCCACACCAAAGGCCAAAGAGAAGGAGACCCCGAAGUCUGCCUCGAGCACCACCAAUCAACAGGGUAAGGUACCGUUAAGGGUGGGGUUGAGCAAGAGAUCGAGGAUCGCGCCUCUGCUGAAGAUGAUCCGCAAGUGA